Messenger RNA from Juglans microcarpa x Juglans regia, 2113 nucleotides. Its product is annotated as 4'-phosphopantetheinyl transferase gsp-like. Bases 931 to 1899 code for a protein of 322 amino acids. Gene Ontology annotation, cellular component: cytosol. Gene Ontology annotation, molecular function: magnesium ion binding; holo-[acyl-carrier-protein] synthase activity. The transcript has 9 exons. The record is from RefSeq and is a predicted model, not a curated record. NCBI's taxonomy places the organism in Eukaryota, Viridiplantae, Streptophyta, Magnoliopsida, Fagales, Juglandaceae.
GGUAAGACCCGCCCCCCUCUUCCUCACUAUCUCACUCUGCCUCGCAGCGUCUCUGCAUCUCUGCCCUCUCACGCGGCCACGGCCCACGCCGUUGCACUGUGCAAAUCUCGCCGUCGCCCCCUCAGCCUGAGACCCCUCCCUCUUGCGGUCGCCCCCUCAGAAACACAGACCCGCUUUCUCGCCGUUGCACCUCCCCUCACGGCCUCACUUCUCGAGCCGUUCCCGUCCCACACACAGCCCAUCGGCCCCUCUCUCAACGCUGCGCUGCCCUCUCUGUCUCUCACCGUCUCACGCAGCCCUUCCAUCUCUCACGCAGCCGGCAGCCCCUCUCCCACGUCUCUCUGCCUUCGACGGUAUAGCAGAUGGAGGCGGCAACCUCAAGUUUGGUUUGGGCCUGCUUUGUUAUUGACUUUUGCCAUUUACAUGCUUUCCACCAUAGGCAUCUUGGUCACUGGCUUCAUCCUUCUCAUUCAGCGUUAGCUAGGGCAUUCUCAGUUUGGGAGAGGGUCUCUUUGUUUUUUUUUUUAACAUAGUUUUUUUUUUUUUUUAAAUUUGAGCAUAUCUAUUUUUUAAUAUUAAAACAUGCCACAUAGCCCAUGCCACAUCAGUCGGGAUGGAGUCUCGGGACUUUUUAUUGGUGGAUGUAGCUUUUUCCAAAAUAAAGUUAACAAAUUUAAUCUCCUUCGCAAUUAUCGAAACGAACCCGUUUAUGGCACCUUCCCAUUAGACGCCUCUCUUUCUCUGUGAACUUUGUAACUUGAUACCCCAAGAAAUCAACGAUCUCAGGGAUUCAAUUUCCCCCAAGGGCAAAUUGGAAGCUUUGUGAAAUUCUUCAUUUAUAUAUUUUGUGUAGUGCAGCAGGCUUCUUUAGGGUUUACCAGUCAAGGAAGGCUUAUGUAUUGGAUAUAACCAAACCAUCUCAAGCAGUGGAUGUUGCUCAGGCGUACAAGGAAUUGCUUCAUGAAUAUACGUUACUUUCAAAGGAACUUAUCUGCUGCUUCAUUCCCGCUGGUCCCAGUACCACUUCCAUCUCGAAUGGAAACCCAUUUGUGGUAUAUAUUACCUAAUGAGGUUAAGAGUGAAACCCUUCUUAAUCAAUAUUUGGAACUUCUGUCACCAUGCGAGAAAGAAAAUGUUUGCCGCAUGCGUGGUUAUCAGCUGCAAAAGAGAGCCCUGCUAGCUCGUGCACUGGUUCGCACUACCAUUGCAAGAUAUCAGACAAAGUAUCCAGUUCAUCCAAGAUCCUUGAAAUUUAAGAAGAAUAUCUAUGGAAAGCCUGAGGUAGAAUGGGAAGAUGUUGAUGACCAGCAGCUUCCACCAUUGCAUUUCAACAUUUCACAUACCUCUUCCUUAAUUGCUUGUGGAGUGACUGUGAAUUCACCAAUUGGUAUUGAUGUGGAGGAGAAGCAACGGAAGUUAAAGAACAAUGUUUUAGCAUUUGCUCGAAGGUACUUUUCUCCUUAUGAAGUGGAACUUUUAACUGCCAUUUCGGACCCUGAAAUUCAGCAUCAGGAGUUCAUAAAAUUAUGGACUCUCAAGGAGGCAUAUGUGAAAGCGUUGGGGAGGGGUUUCUCGGCUGUACCUUUUAAGACCUUUACAAUUUGGUUUAGGACUACUAUGGAAGGGGAAAUUCGUCCUCCUGGGCAUGGCAAUUCUGAGGCAUUUGAUAUAGUCGUCGAUUCUUUUAAUGACCAUGAGAAGCUUACAAACAAUUGGCAAUUUGUGCUCUUGGAUUUGGCGGGUUCUCAUUAUGCUGCGAUGUGCAUUGAAAAGGACAGAACAACGUCUGGAGGUGAAGGGACCCUCCCAAUGAAAUUUACAGUACGUAGAACCAUUCCUUAUGUUGAAGAUGAAUGUGUUUCUGGUAUCGUAGCAAUAGGGAAUGGUUCGUAUCUGUAGUGAACCAAACUCUCUGAGCUUGUGUUCUAAAUUAUGUGUCGUAGCAAUGCGCCUCUACAUUGCCCCGUAGAAUGGAUACUGUAUUUUGUGAGAGAUUUAUAAUGUACAUUUAUUUCAUUUUUAAAGAUAAAUUCCUUGCAUCCUUGUGAUGAGUUGAAGCCCCAUCGUUUGUAUUGUUAAAUUUUUCACAGUUCAUAAAAGUAGAAGUUUAGUA